AUGCCAACCGCACCUGUCAGUGAAGACAACGCUCCUCAUGUGCAGCUUUACUACGAGGACUCCGGUGUACCAUCCAGGACCGCCAUAUAUACCACCCUUGUGGUAUUGCAUGGGACAGGAUUUCAUGGAGCGAUAUUCCAGAGACUCGUACCUUUGGCAUCUCCAGCUGGUCUGCGCCUCGUCCUCAUCAACCGGCGAGACUACCCCGGGUCGACCCCUUUCAGCGACGAUGACAUAGCACUCAGUACACCCGGGUCCCCACAGGAAGAUAGCGAGUUAUUUUUAUGGGAGAGGGCGCUCGAGCUUGCGAGGUUCUUGGUAUGGUUUGUCCGCGAAGGCAAAGUGCCGAGCAUUAGCACGUCCGACUCUGGCGUACGCGAAGGCGGGCUCAGUAUCGUUGCGUGGAGCUCGUCCAACAUCAUAGUCAUGUCGCUCAUGGCCAAUCUCUCGCGGCUCCCUGACGAUCUACGAGGCACGCUUGAGCCCUAUAUGAGGUCGUAUAUUCACUUCGAUGGUCCGCGCUGGGCCCUUGGCUAUCCCGACUCCGAAUACUUUACGCUUGCCCAUCCGUUAAUGGAUCCCACGUUGAGCAAAGAAGAGAAGUUUGCACGCUUCAAGCACUGGGUAUCUGCCUACUAUGAUCAUCCCGAUGUCGCCUCGAGAUCCCUGUCGGGUUUAACAGAGGUCCCUCCUUCCGAAUCGACCUCCACAACCGACCGCAUGUCCCCAGAAGAGGAUGCUGCCACAUCGUCUUACGAUGCGCUCGUCCACAGUGAGAGGCACAUACGCGCCCUACCACCGAGUGUGCUUUUGCGGAACCGGAAUCGCGCACUGUUCGAAUACGACCCUGAGCAUGUCGUCAGUCUAGACCUAUGGCCGAAGGUGCCGGUCAAGAUGCUACAGUGCGAGAAGAGCCUGUGGGACAUGAUCAGCGCUAUGUGGGAGACAGAAGAUACAUACAAGGCGAGCCUUCUGGAGAAGCGACCUGUGCGUCAGAUGGAGUUCCAUAUGCUUGAGGGGUGUAACCAUUUCGCACACUGGGACGAUCCCGAGAAGACCAUCAGGCGAUGGGCUGAGAUUGCUUGA
Molecule: messenger RNA, 1086 nt
Organism: Peniophora sp. CBMAI 1063
Lineage: Eukaryota; Fungi; Basidiomycota; Agaricomycetes; Russulales; Peniophoraceae
Source: the annotation of a GenBank genome assembly